Molecule: messenger RNA, 3477 nt
Organism: Insectozyma verbasci
Lineage: Eukaryota; Fungi; Ascomycota; Pichiomycetes; Serinales; Debaryomycetaceae
Source: the annotation of a GenBank genome assembly
AUGAAUAAUUUUUUAUCAAAUUCUUUCAAGAGUACAAAUUCCAAUAAUUUCGACAAUAAAAAUAAAGAUGAUGCAGGGAUAAUUAAUAAUAAUCCAAUUGAUUUCAAUAUAUCUCCUUCAUCACCCAUUAAUUUAAAGUCAUCAAAUAUAUCAUCUGCAAUUUCCAUUCUUGAACCAUCGCCAAAAUCUUCAAGUUUAAAAGAUAAUUCAACAAUGUUAAAUAAUACUAAUAACAACUCAAAUCCUAUCAAGGAUGUCGAAAAUAAUAAUAUUACUUCUUCCAAAUUAAAUUCAAGAAGUAGAUCGGGAACUUUACCAUCAUCAUUUUUACCAUUUGAUCUUAAUUCCAACUCAGUUCAUAGUAAUAAAACUAAUGAUGACCAUAAUAAUAAUAAUAAUAAUAAUACUAAUAAUAAUAAUAAUAAUAAUAAUUUUAAUGUCUAUGGUAAUGUUAAUCGAAAUGGAUCAUUAUCAAAUUCUCCUAUUCAUAUAAAUUCAGCUAACUCCGAUUCAUUAAAAUUACCAUCAAUGGAUUCAGUUUCAUUUGGUUUAUCAUCUUCUCCAAUUUAUCAAAAUUUAUCAAAUGAUUUUUCAAAUAAUCAUUUAAUUACUCCAACAUCAAAAAGAAAUAGAUCUGGCUCUUUAUUUUCAACAAACUCAAUUUGGAAUGAUGAUACAUGUCAUAAUAAUCAUAAUAAUCAUAAUAAUCAUGCUAUGUCUGCCUCGUCAUCUCAUUCAAAUAAUAAGAAUAAUACUGGUAGUAAUACUUUUCUAAGUCCAUUGAUUGACACUUCAAAUACUAAUCCACCAACAAAUGAUUCUUCAAAUCAACCAAUUCAAUCUAGAAAUAGAUCUUAUACAACUACUUCUGCAAUUCCAAGUCUCAAUAUCGAUUCAUUUAAUAAUCAACUUCAAUUUUCAACUAAUUCACAACAACCAUUUGAUUUUAAAGAGUCAUUAUCAUCAAGUUUAAGAGUAUCAAAUUCUCCUUUUAUAUCUGUAUCUAAUAAAACUAAUGAUAUGAAUUUGUUAUUAGAUAAUUUUUUACUUAACAAUCAACAACAAAUACCUAGAGUAAGAUCUCAAACUUAUAGUGGUACUCCUCCCACAAUUCACGAUAAUUUAGUAUCAAUGAACCAACAACAACAGCAACAACAACAACAACAACAACAACAACAACAACAACAACAGCAACAACAACAGCAAUUACAAGAUGCAUUACCACAACAAUUUGCACAGUUUUCAGAUUAUAAUCAACAACACCAACAAGAACAACAAUUGCAACAAGUAGCCCCAUUUCAACUUUCGCCAAAUUCCUCACAAAAGCCUAUUUUAAUCGAUGAUUGUGAUUUCACUCAAAUGGUUAUUACAACAAAUUUUGAAAAUCCAAAUUUAGGUCCAACUUCUUGUUUAUUAUUUGAUAAUUUACCUUUAUUCAUCAAUUCAUUUAAAUUAUUUUCACUUUUAAUCAAUUUUUCAACUCAAAAAUCAAUGUAUGGUAAUAUUAGUAAUGUUAAAGUUACAACCACUUCAACAUCCAAAUUGGCUUUGGUUGAAUGUUCAAAUAUAGAUGCUGCUAUGACUUUAAAAGCAAAUUUCAAUCAUUUUGAAAUAGUACCAGGUAACACAUUAUACGUUGCGUUUGCAAAACUUGAUGAAAAACAAUUACAACAAGAUCAAGAACAACAACCUCAACAACAACCUCAACAACAACUGCAAUUACCUACAAGAAGCUUAUCCAUUAAUUCAGAUUCAAGACCUUGUUCACAUUCUUCUGAUAUUCUUUCAAUAAAGGAUAGUUUAAAAUCUUCAAUUAAAAAAUUAUCUUCAAAUUGUGAUAUGACAAAAAUUGAUUCAUUGAUCGAAACAUGUAAUAAUUAUCCAAAUGAUGCUUAUCAAGAUGAUUUUGGUUCAUUACCUGAUCCAAUACCAUUACGUCAAUUCGAUUCACCAUCAUUAAGGGAAUUACGAAAGAUUUUAGAGAAUAAUGAAGCAAAAUUAUUAGGUCAACAAAUUGAUAAUGAAAAAGAAAUUAUGUCAAAUCUUGAAUUGGAAGAUUUAGCUUUGGCAAUGUUGGAUGAGUUACCUGAAUUAUGUUAUGAUUAUUUAGGAAACACCGUUGUACAAAAAUUGUUUGCGUUGAUUGAUUCAUCUUUAAUUAAAUUAAUGAUGGUCAAAGAAAUUAUUCCUUAUUUGACUCAAUUAAGUAUUCAUAAAAAUGGUACUUGGGCAAUUCAAAAGAUUAUUAAUUUAUGUCAUUCUGAUUUUCAACAAAUGUAUUUAAUUGGUGCAAGUUUCAAACCUUAUGCAGUAAAGUUAUUUAAUGAUCAAUUUGGUAAUUAUGUUAUACAAGGUUGUAUAAAAUUUGGUUCACCAUUUAAUGAUUUUGUUUUUGAAGCAGUAGCUGAUAACUUUUUGGAAAUUUCAUUUGGUAGAUUCGGCUCAAGAUGUAUUAGAACCAUAUUGGAAAGUAAUAAUAAUAAUCAUGAUUCAAAUUGUAAUAACAAUUAUAUUUCAAAUGAACAAAUUUUAUUAGUUGCAAGUUUGAUUAUUGAAUAUUCAAAUGAUUUAGUAGUAAAUUCAAAUGGUUCAUUAUUAAUCACUUGGUAUUUAGAUACGUUUAAUGAUUGUGAUUCUAAAAUUGAAUUAUUAAUGAAUAAGUUUUUACCACAUUUAAAACAUUUAUGUAUUCAUAAAUUGGCAAAUUUAACCAUUUUAAAAAUUUUAAAUAAUAGAAUUGAUCAAAAAUCAAGACAACUUAUAUUGGAUUCUAUUUUCAAUAAUCAAGAAAAUUUAGAAUAUAUUUUAAGAGAGCAUGAUUCAAGUAAUAAUAAUAAUUCAGCUGGUCCUUUGUUUAUUUAUAAGAUUUUAAGUAAUCCUAUUCUAUCAGAUUUAGUAUCAAAUUAUAUUCCAGCUAUCAAAAGACAUUUAAUGGAUGUUAAUAUUAUUAAUUUUCAAAAUUACAAAAAAUUAAUGGAUGAAGUGGGAUUAUCAGGUAAUAGAAUUAAUAGAAAUGGGGGUAAUUAUAAAAGAAAUCAUGUAAUUAACAAUAAUAACUCAGUUAAUAAAAAUGCAGGAAGAUCUGGAUUUAAAAUUGAUAUUUAUUCACAUCAACAACCACCAUUAGUUUACGCUCAACAACAACCACAACCAUAUCAAUAUAUUCCAUUAGGACAACAAGCUCCUCAACCUUCAUAUGUGAAUCCUCAAAUGUAUAUGAAACAAAUGUAUGCUCAGCAAGCUGCAUUAGCUCAACAACAACAACAACAACAAUUUCAACUCCAACAUCAACAUCAACAACAUCAACAACAGCAACAACAGCAACAACAGCAACAACAACAGCAACAACAACAGCAAUUACUGCAACAAGAUUUAGCUGUUAUGCAACAAUUAGAACAAUUAUCAUUGACUUCUGCAGCAUUAGGUUAUAAUUCUAAUCCAGGUACGCCUACAAUUUCAAAAAGUCAAUAUCAAUAA